CCGAGUGUCGCGCGUCGGCGCCGCUGCCCAGCCCGCUCUGCGCCCUACGGCCCUCCCGGCACCCGCCGCCGCCGUCCCGCUCCGCUCCGGGCCGCCCUUGCUCCGAGGGCUGCCGCACCGGCCGUCCCCGCUCAGCCCUCUUGUCUGGCCGCCGGGCCGCGGCGGGCGGGAGCAGCUGGAGGAGGAGCCGCCGCAGCCAGGAGGCGGCGGCCCGAGCCCAUGGCGUACAGUCAAGGAGGCGGCAAGAAGAAAGUGUGCUACUACUAUGACGGUGAUAUUGGAAAUUAUUAUUAUGGCCAGGGUCAUCCCAUGAAGCCUCAUAGAAUCCGGAUGACUCAUAACUUGCUGCUAAAUUAUGGUUUAUACCGAAAAAUGGAAAUAUAUAGGCCUCAUAAAGCCACUGCUGAAGAAAUGACAAAAUACCACAGUGAUGAGUACAUCAAGUUUCUACGAUCAAUAAGGCCAGACAACAUGUCUGAGUACAGUAAGCAGAUGCAGAGAUUUAACGUGGGAGAAGAUUGUCCCGUGUUUGAUGGACUCUUUGAGUUUUGUCAGCUGUCCACUGGUGGCUCAGUUGCUGGGGCUGUGAAGUUAAACCGGCAACAAACUGAUAUGGCUGUCAACUGGGCUGGAGGAUUACAUCAUGCCAAGAAGUCAGAAGCGUCAGGUUUCUGCUAUGUUAAUGAUAUUGUGCUUGCCAUCCUUGAAUUACUGAAGUAUCAUCAGAGAGUCUUAUACAUUGACAUAGACAUCCACCAUGGUGAUGGUGUUGAGGAAGCUUUUUAUACAACAGAUCGUGUGAUGACCGUCUCAUUCCAUAAAUACGGGGAGUACUUUCCUGGAACAGGAGACUUGAGGGAUAUUGGUGCUGGAAAGGGAAAAUACUAUGCUGUCAACUUUCCCAUGAGAGAUGGUAUAGAUGAUGAAUCAUAUGGACAGAUCUUUAAGCCGAUCAUCUCAAAAGUGAUGGAGAUGUACCAGCCUAGUGCUGUGGUGCUGCAGUGCGGCGCAGACUCCCUGUCUGGGGACAGGCUCGGUUGUUUCAACCUAACUGUCAAAGGUCAUGCUAAAUGUGUAGAAGUAGUGAAAACUUUUAACUUGCCAUUACUGAUGCUCGGUGGAGGAGGGUACACAAUCCGGAAUGUUGCUCGAUGUUGGACAUAUGAGACUGCAGUUGCCCUUGAUUGUGAAAUUCCCAAUGAGUUGCCAUAUAAUGAUUACUUUGAGUAUUUUGGACCAGACUUCAAACUGCAUAUUAGUCCUUCAAACAUGACAAACCAGAACACUCCAGAAUAUAUGGAAAAGAUAAAACAGCGUUUAUUUGAAAAUCUACGUAUGUUACCACAUGCACCUGGUGUACAAAUGCAAGCUAUUCCAGAGGAUGCUGUUCAUGAAGACAGUGGAGAUGAGGAUGGAGAAGACCCAGACAAAAGAAUUUCUAUCCGAGCAUCAGACAAACGGAUAGCUUGCGAUGAAGAGUUUUCAGACUCUGAGGAUGAAGGUGAAGGAGGUCGUAGGAAUGUUGCUGAUCAUAAGAAGGGAGCAAAGAAGGCUCGGAUUGAAGAAGACAAGAAGGAGACAGAGGACAAGAAGACAGAUGUUAGAGAAGAAGACAAAUCCAAGGACAGCGGUGGUGAGAAAACAGACACCAAAGGAGCCAAAUCAGAACAACUCAGCAACCCCUGAAUUUGACUCUCCAACUUUAGGAACCUCGAAAAGUGAGACGAUUCGGGGAUAAGAAACCUUCCCUGUUUGAGGACAUUGGCUUCAUUUUAUACUGUUUUGGCAUGGACUGUAUUUAUUUUCAAAAUGGCUUGUUUUUGUUUUUCUUGGCAAGUUUUAUUGUGAGUUUUUCUAAUUAUGAAGCAAAUUUUUUUCCCACCAUGCUUUAUGUGAUCUUAUUUAAAUUGAUGUGUUAUGUCAAAAACCGGAUCUAUUAAAGAAACAAUUGGCCUUUCUGAGCUGAUUUUUCCAUCUUUUGUAAUUAUCUUUAUUAAAAAAUUAUA
This is a messenger RNA of Mastomys coucha (southern multimammate mouse), 2006 nucleotides long. It is a transcript of the gene Hdac2, whose product is annotated as histone deacetylase 2. The transcript has 14 exons. Bases 220 to 1686 code for a protein of 488 amino acids. NCBI's taxonomy places the organism in Eukaryota, Metazoa, Chordata, Mammalia, Rodentia, Muridae. Gene Ontology annotation, molecular function: histone deacetylase activity. The record is from RefSeq and is a predicted model, not a curated record.